Chiroxiphia lanceolata (lance-tailed manakin) is the source of this 1947-nucleotide messenger RNA. RefSeq names its product DnaJ heat shock protein family (Hsp40) member A1 (gene DNAJA1). Gene Ontology annotation, molecular function: ATP binding; Hsp70 protein binding. Lineage: Eukaryota; Metazoa; Chordata; Aves; Passeriformes; Pipridae. The record is from RefSeq and is a predicted model, not a curated record. The coding region runs from base 125 to 1147 and encodes 340 amino acids. Gene Ontology annotation, cellular component: cytosol; cytoplasm. Gene Ontology annotation, biological process: protein refolding; response to heat. The transcript has 8 exons.
GGGGCGGGGCUGUGCGAAGAGCGGCGGGGCUGCGGGACCGGCCCGAACUUUCCAGAAGAGUCGGGAGCGGCGCCGCCAAGUGCGGGAUCUCCGCCCGCAGCCCCGGCCGCCCCCCGCCGCCGCCAUGGUGAAGGAGACCACCUACUACGACGUGCUGGGCGUGAAGCCCAACGCGUCCGCCGAGGAGCUGAAGAAGGCCUACCGCAAGCUCGCGCUCAAGUACCACCCGGACAAGAACCCCAAUGAGGGCGAGAAGUUCAAGCAGAUCUCCCAAGCCUACGAGGUGCUGUCGGACCCGAAGAAGAGGGAGCUGUAUGACAAAGGAGGCGAGCAGGCCAUCAAGGAGGGCGGCUCCGGGGGCGGCUUCGGGUCCCCCAUGGACAUAUUCGAUAUGUUCUUCGGCGGCGGAGGGAGGAUGCAGAGAGAGAGACGAGGUAAAAACGUGGUCCACCAGCUGUCAGUAAGUUUAGAAGAUAUGUACAAUGGUGCGAUGAGGAAACUUGCACUGCAGAAAAAUGUUAUCUGUGACAAAUGUGAAGGUCGUGGUGGCAAGAAAGGGGCAGUAGAAUGCUGCCCUAAUUGCAGGGGAUCAGGCAUGCAGAUCAGAAUUCACCAGAUCGGGCCAGGAAUGGUGCAGCAAAUCCAGUCUGUGUGCAUGGAGUGUCAGGGGCACGGAGAGCGUAUCAGCCCCAAGGACCGGUGUAAGAGCUGCAAUGGCAGGAAAAUUGUUAGAGAGAAGAAGAUCCUAGAAGUGCACAUUGACAAAGGAAUGAAGGAUGGUCAGAAAAUAACAUUCCAUGGUGAAGGGGACCAAGAGCCAGGUCUGGAGCCAGGGGAUAUUAUUAUUGUAUUGGAUCAAAAAGACCACUCUGUAUUUACAAGACGAGAUGAAGAUCUUCUUCUGGCUAUGGAUAUUCAACUGGUGGAAGCACUCUGUGGCUUUCAAAAGCCUAUCACAACGUUGGAUAACAGAACUAUCAUUAUUACCUCCCAUCCUGGCCAGGUAGUUGAGCAUGGGGCUAUUAAGUGUGUGUUGAAUGAAGGUAUGCCAAUUUAUCGCAGACCAUAUGAAAAAGGACGUCUGAUCAUAGAAUUCAGGGAAGGAUGGAUGAGUAACUUCAACUUCUGUGCUGGAGCAGAAGAGUAGGCUGGAAAAUGAUGAUUUCUUCGCUGGGGAGAAGCUAAUGCUGGGAGCUGUAGCAGCAGGCUCUGUCUGCUAUGGCUUAGAAGAUAUUUAACCAUAUCUGUAAUGUUAACAUUUUGUGUUUAUAUAUACAAAUAUAUAGUUUUAUAUGUUAUUAUAUGUAUUUUAUAUAUACUUUGUUUCUAGGCUGAUUCCAGAGGGCAGCCUGAGGCAGAAGAAAUGUAUUGGUUGAGUUGCCAGAGUUAGAAACUAACUUCAUGCAGGCAUUAAAAAAUAGCUUAGUGAUGUUGAUAAUUUCCUUAAGCUCUGGAUUUAAGUGAUCUCUGAUGAUAAAGCUGACUUUGGCAGAUGUUUGACCUGUAUGUAGGAGCAAUGGUAAAAGACCAGUUCGGACAGACUUGAGUAACCCCAAUUCUUGAUGAUUUCAGGUCAACUUCCCAGAGAGUGGCUUCCUCUCCUCAGAUAAGCUGUCUUUACUCGAAAAACUGCUACCUACAAGGCAGGAAAUAGAAGAAACCGAGGAAAUGGAACAGGUGGAUUUAGUGGACUUUGAUCCAUCUCAAAAGAGAAAACACCACUAUAAUGGAGAAGUGUAUGAAGAUGAUGAGCAUCAGCCUAAAGGUGGUGUUCAAUGCCAGACAUCGUAAACGGGCCAGUGAAUAACUUGUGAUGCUUGUUUUGUAUGCAGUAGUGGAUGAGUGAAGGACUACAGACAGUUCACCCUCACCUCCUGCUAUUUGUUGUUCUAUCCAGCCAUAGUUAUUUCUAAAAGCAUAAAGGAAUAAACGAAAUAAUUAAACUGA